This is a messenger RNA of Onychomys torridus (southern grasshopper mouse), 3263 nucleotides long. RefSeq names its product lines homolog 1 (gene Lins1). NCBI's taxonomy places the organism in Eukaryota, Metazoa, Chordata, Mammalia, Rodentia, Cricetidae. The coding region runs from base 823 to 3189 and encodes 788 amino acids. The transcript is spliced from 10 exons. The record is from RefSeq and is a predicted model, not a curated record.
GCCGGCGAGGCCCGCCGCGGAGUACGGUGGCCCGGAGGGCGCAGCUGUGGACGCGACUGGAGGGGUGAUGGCGGCGCGGCCCGGCCGGCUGGCGGCCAGAGCCCAGCACUGGUGAGUCAGCGAGGGGAUUCCAGGAUGACUGGUGUGGACACAAGGAGCAAAUGAUGGUGCCUGCAAAGCAGCAAAUCCCAGCUCUACACUCAUGAUUAGGCAACACCUUGGGAGCCAAGGGCAGCAGCCUCCAUGCGAGACCUUUCUGUGCCCUGCUCUGUGCAGUGUCCUCCUUCAGCUACGCAGUCCACGUGCUACUGUGUCCACCUUUAUCUAAUUUGUUCCUCUAGUUUCUGCAGAUUCCAAGACAGGACCCGAGAACUGAAUCCUUGCUUGCCAGUAGCACCUGUAGCAAAUGCCUGUGAUUCUUCGAACGCGUUCUGUCCGCCCGUCCAUCAGAUGCUUGGAUCCUUGGUCCAGAGUUCACAUAGGUUUAGGAGGUGUAGCCCUGUUGAAGGAAGUCUGUCACUGGGAGCAAGCGCUGAGAGCGUAAAGACUUGCACCAUUUUGAGUGUGCUCUCCGCUUCCUGCUUGGGGUUCAGCAUGUGAGCCCUCAGCUUCCGCUCCAGCUGUCGUUUCUGCAGCCUGCUGCCAAGCUUUCUUGCCGUGAAGGGCUGUUAACCCUCUGGAACUGUAAACACUUUCUUCUCUCCCCCAUACAGAGGAGUCUGGCUCCACUUUCAACAGUACCAAGUCUGAGGAAACAGGCAGCUACCUAGAACUGUUAGAAGAAAGCUGGUGUUUUUCAGCUAGGCCUGGUGAUGCCAGCCCAUGAUCCCAGAGACUUGCUUGUCUGAGGCAGGAGGAUCACAAGUUCAAGGUCUCCCUGAGCUACAGAGUGAGAUCAAGAUACAUUUUGGAAUCAAAAUGGAAAGUGUCCAAGAUAUUUUGGACCAUUUAUACAAGAAAGUACUUCUUGGAGCCACCCUUGAAGAUGAUGUCCAUGGUUACAUCUGUUAUCUCAACCCAGACCUCUCAGAACAAGCUGGGUAUACAACUCCCUCUUUAGCUCCAUCUAAUGUCAAUGGUACACUUGAUGGUGUGCCAGGCCAGCAUGGGCCAUCCUCCAGUGAGCCCACCACCCUUCCUGAAGCACGGGAGUGUGCAAAGAGACACUUGGAGAUGAGCGCAGCCUGGGAGGUGAAGCUCCUUCAGUUAACAGUGAUCGACGUGAUACUGAGCCGAGUGCUGUCUGCUGAAACUGAGACCCACGCAAAGGAGGGGUACAGAGAGCUGAUUAAAGUCCUUUUGCAGUCAGCUGAAGUCGAUUCAAAAUUGGUCUGGAUGCUCCAGAAUUCUGGCAAGUUGUUAUCUCACAUGGCUGCUAAGUGCCUCUCAUCGCUCCUCUACUUCCAACUGAGAGAGAAGAUGACAUUAAGUAAUCCCUGGAUCACUUUUUGCCAAAAGCAUCUCUCUGAAUCCUCUGGGAGCAGUGAAGCAGUACAUUGCCUCUGGAUUCUUACAGCUGUCAUAAAAGAAAUCUUUAGAGAUACACAUUCAAGACAAGCAGAAAUUCUAAAGCAACUCUUGACGCCUUUUGACAUUACUUUUGAAGUGUUCUACAGUUCCAUAUUCUCUCAGCAUUUUGUAAACUUCCAGAAUCCCUCUAACAUAGUCAAUAGUCUGAUGUGCUUCCUAGAGCUGCUUGAACUUCUCAUAGCCUCCAGAAUCCACCUGAAAGUGCACUUUCGGAGCCAGAGGAUGCUGUUUUUGAAACCCCAUGCUCUAGAUAGUCUUGCCUGGCCUGUUCCAGCUUUUGUUAAAAGGAAAUUGGUCAUAGUCAUCAAAAAGUGCCUUCUUGGUAAAAUGGGGGAAGACCUCUGCCGUGGUUCAGUGCCUGCCCUGAUGUCACCAGACCAUCUUCUGGACAGUGACACGUUGGCCUUAGCCGAUGCACUUCUGCAUGCUGUGCAUCUGGGGUUGUGGAAGGAAUUGUCUGUGCCUGGAAAGCCGUCCUGCUUUGGAGGGGAUGAAGUUCAACCUGGAUGCCAACCCAGGUCAGGGCCUGAUCACGUGACCCUGAGAGCAGCAAGCUUAAUUACAGUGAAAUCCUUAGAAAUCAAGUUCCAGAAUUGUUCCUCAGCAACCGAAAUGAAAGUUGACUUGCAGAAGUUCAUGGCAGAGUUACUGACCUUCUUAAAGCCUCACCUUCAGCCUUCUCUACAAUUACACAACCCAUGUGAAUGGCUGUCCAGGGUCUUUAUAGAGCAGGACGAUGAUAUGCUGGAGGCCGCCAAAGCAUCCCUGAGCAUCUACCUGCAGUUGACAAGAGGAGGGGACGAUGCUUCUGGAAGCCUGACCCAAGAAAAUGAAGCAUGGAUCCACUACACACAUAGAAAUGGCUGUAAUCCUCACUGUAUUUUCUUGUUCUUAUUAAAGAACAUAGUGUUCGAUUCUACAGUUCUUCUUGACUUCUUGAUUUCCUCCGAAACCUGUUUCCUUGAAUAUUUUGUUAAAUAUUUAAAAUUACUGCAGAAAGACUGGGGUCAUUUCCUGUACAUCUGCAAGUUUUUUGAUGCAGCUGAAUCACAACGUGGAGUAAAUACUCAAGGUCCUGUCUCCUCUCUUGUCCAGGACAGGAGCAGUAGCCACACAGUACCUCAUGCUCUGGCUUCUCCUGUUGGCCUCAGAAAUGCUUGCCCACGGGUCCCCUGGGCUUCUGGUGCCUCCUCUGAACCCCACAGCCGGCUUGUGAUGCCCAGGGAAACUCACAGAGUGCCAGCUCAUGGCCCACCUUCCCAGACACCACUGAGUCUGGUAGAUUAUGGCAGCUCAGAAGAUUCUGAUGAAGAAGCCACAAAUCAGCAUUUAGCAAGCAGCAAACAGGCACCUUUAUGUCAAGAAAUGAGCAGGGAAAUCCAAGGCUUGCCUAGGACCCGUAAGAAUCAAAACAAACUUAGCCGCCGGGAGCCUCACCUGAGGCUUCCCCAAGAGUCUGGCCCUCCCUUCGUUGCUGCAGGGGAUGUUGCUCCCAGUGGGGCUGUCUGGGAAGUGGGAGUGUUGUUUAGAACAGCGAAAUGCCUUAAGGAGCUCCAGGGUGCUAUCCACCGUUUGCAGGAGAAAAGCCUUUUCCCCUAUAACCCAGCAGCUCUUCUGAAGUUGUUGAAAGGGGUGGAGGUGAAGUGUGAUAAAGUGUGAGCAUGGGGUGACUCCCAGCAUUUGUCCUCAGGGUUUGUUUUUGUUGAUAUAAAUUGCAUGUCUGAGAUAAAUAA